UCGCUUGAGCAGUGGAGCUGUCUGACACCACACUGCAUGCUCUGCCUCGCCUCUCCGCUUUGCUGGAUAGUCACUGAGUCUGCAAGAGACGGAAACGGAGGACGGGAAGGGAGGGAGGCAGAGAGAGAGAGAGAGAGAGAGAGAGCCUGCACUCUCCAUUCAGCUGCUGCAUUCUCCAGCCUGCCUCUCCCGCUGCUGUCCUGCGCUGCUGGGAGUGCAGUGCUGGGGGUCAACUGGACGGGCUGACAUCUCCCUGAAGGACUUCAUCCUCUUCCCCUCUGUGCGCUUCCUUCGUCCGUUCGUUCCUGGGGCAGAGUGAAGAGGAGGAGAGAAGAGGGAGGGACUGGGAGCGGGACAUCAGACUCCUGCGUUCAGCUGCGUGGACCAGUGUCCCACCUCGCUCCAGAGACACAUGAGAGGAACGCACGGGCAUAUCUGCGUUUAGAUUAGACACGGCUCAGGGUGAACGGGCUUUAGAAGACUGGAGAGGAGGGGGACAGACUGACAAAGACACAGAUUCUAUAAAUACAGAAGGACUGACAGACGGGGGGUGUCAUGGCGUCAGUGGACAGCAGCGGUGUGAGUGUCUCUGGUCGGCUGAGAUCAGGGGAUCUACUUCACGCUGGCCUGACAGUUGUACUGCUGCUCGGGGUCUGGAGUGUUUGUGGACUGGAGGUAUCGACAGGUAAAGUGUCUUCAGUCGAAGCAAUGAACGGCUCCACGGUUCUGCUGCCCUGCACAUACUCUUCCUGUAUUGGCAUCAAAGACCUCUACUUCAACUGGCAUUAUAAUGACAAUGGAACAAUGCUCAAGUUAUGUGAAGCAGAGAUCCCAAUGGAGGGCAUUGAGCCCAAGGUCAGUGUGUACCAUGAACGUGUGGAGUUUGUCGGCUCCUCAAAGAGCAACAACAUCUCCAUCCUGCUGUGGAACAUCACCUUUGAAGAUCAAGGAGAGUACAUCUGUUUCGCCCGGAACCCGAAAGAGAAGAAACGCAACCACAGCGCUGUCUUCACUCUGAUAGUGGUGGACCAAAUGAGGGAGGUUGACAACACUUUGACCGUCAUCAUCGUCUCUGUGCUGGGUGGAGUCAUUGGCUUAGUUAUCUUCAUCAUGGUGAUAAAGGCCUUGGUUGUUCACUUCCUGCUGAAGGAUGAUGAAAAAAAGUGA
Paralichthys olivaceus (Japanese flounder) is the source of this 1167-nucleotide messenger RNA. Lineage: Eukaryota; Metazoa; Chordata; Actinopteri; Pleuronectiformes; Paralichthyidae. The record is from RefSeq and is a predicted model, not a curated record.